Molecule: messenger RNA, 2793 nt
Organism: Maylandia zebra (zebra mbuna)
Lineage: Eukaryota; Metazoa; Chordata; Actinopteri; Cichliformes; Cichlidae
Molecular function (GO): GTP binding
Source: RefSeq, a predicted model, not a curated record
CAUGCAGGAUCAUCACUCCUUUACUCCGAUCCGAGCGUGCUGAGCUCUUACAAAUCGCUGCUUAUGUUUGGUUCAGUUACAGCGGGAUGAUGGCUGAUCUUUACCAGCACCCGGUUUUCUUUGAGUGCGAGAGUCUUAAAAAAGAACAUCUGACGAGAUUACAAAAUUAUUUCCGUAAUCGUCGCAAAUCAGGCGGAGGAGAUUGCGGACAACUGACGAGAGUGGACGCAAACGUCUACAGCGUGGUUUUCCAAAAUAAAAAAGAUCAGCAGAGAGUUCUUCAGAGAUCAAAGCAUGUUUUGGAGAUUGAAGAUUGUCGUUUGGUGUUCACUGUCCGAGAAAGUCUGCAAAAUUCUACCUCCUCUCACUUCAUGACCCCCACUUCCAAUCCAGCAGAGACUCCUGAGCACAUUCCUGCCUCAUCUCUUCUACCAAGCAAUGACGGAGUGGAGGCGGUGAGGGCCAUACAGGAACCAUGUGACAGGCUUCUUCAAGGGAUAGAUGCACCUGAUGAAGAUACAGCAAGAGGAGCCACUGCCAGAGCUCCUGGAGGCAGAGUCCUCAUGGAGGUUAUUCAGGGACUAAUCGAGAGCCAACAGGUGGAUGCUUUGGUGUCUCCUAUGGUUGGCCAUAAUCCUCACUCUACCCGUGUUGGAAAUGCUUUAUUUGCAGUAGCUGGACGCCAGCUGACCACAAGGUUUAUAAAGGAAGCAGAAGAUGAAACAAUGCCUGGUGACUCAGUACUGCUGGAGGGCUUACCUGGACUUCAAUGUAAUGCAGUCUUCUUCCUCAAUCUUGUUCGUUGGGACGGUGACCCAGACGGCGUGCCAGUCCAGGUUCUUCGAAUGGGCAUCAGAAAGAUCCUAUCUUCCUGUGAGACAAAAGGAUUCACAUCUGUCUCUCUUCCCGUCAUUGGUGCUGGGAUUGCUCUGAAAUUUCCUGACAGUGAAGUGAAGAGGGUGUUAACAGAGGAAAUGCACAUAUUUGAACAGGAGCGAACAGGCAUCACACCAUUCCUGAUCCGCAUCGUCAUUCACUUUGAUGACGCGGAGACACUCAAGACAUUUGGCUCUGUCCAAAAUAAACAAUUCACUGAAGAUGUUCAAAAUAAAGACCAAGAUCAAGAGUCAACAACAAUGAGGUUGGUCCUGCUGGGAAAAACUGGAUCUGGGAAAAGUGAUUUGGGUAACACCAUUCUUGGAGAGGAGCUCUUUGCCACCUACCAUUCUCCAAACUCUGGGACAAUGAAAUGCCAAACAGAAACAAAAACAGUCAGUGGAAGAAGCAUCACUCUGAUCGACACCCCUGGUUUCUUUGACAAGGGAAGGUCUGAGGAAGAUCUGAAGCCUGAGAUAAUGAGCUGUAUGACAGAGUGUGCUCCUGGGCCUCAUGCUUUUCUCAUUGUGCUUCAAGUGGGCAAAUUCACAGAGCACGAGCAGGCUGUCGUCACUAAGAUACAUCAGUCUUUCUCAGAUGAAGCUCUAAAAUAUGCUGUAGUUGUUUUCACUCACGGUGACCAGCUCAAGAAAAAGAUGAAAAUUGAAGAUUUUGUCAGUCAGAACAAAAAUCUGAGUGAUCUGGUGUCAAAGUGUGGUGGUCGGUGUCACGUCUUUGAUAACGAACACUGGAACAAGAACCAGCCAAAUAACUACAGGAGCAACCAGUUCCAGCUGGAGGAGUUGCUGAAAACAAUAGAAAAAAUGGUGGUGGAAAAAAACGGAGGUUACUACACCAAUAAAAUGCUGCAACAUGUGGAGACGGCAAUACAAGAACAGGUAGAGCACAUUAGACACUCAAUGCCAGAUAAAACCCCAGAAGAGAUCAGAAACCAGGCUAAAUCUAAUGUGUUUAACAGGUUUCUGAUCCAAAUGGCAGGGAUUGCAACAGGAGCUUUGCUCGGUGCUUUUUUUGGUGUUGUAACAUUGGCUGAAUUUGCUAUCAAAGCUGUGAAGAACCCACAACUGAUGAAUGUCACAAAAAAGCUUUCCACAUUAGCACGAGUACCAGCUGCACACGAACCAAAAGCACUAGUAGUUGCUGGAGCAGUAGGCUUGACAGCAGCUGUAGGAGUAGGAGGAGUAAUGGGAGGUGUCAUUGGAAAUGAAGCCGCUAAGGAUGCAGAGUCACUUUCAGAAGCUGUACAGAAAACAUAUAAGGCUGUAGAAGAAAAAGGAAAAUCUCUCACUCACUUAAUGUAAGGUUUUCAUAAUAAUCAGAUAUUUAUGUGAACAUUUGAUUAUUUUAUUACCUCUUGAUGUUGUUACAUUAUAUAUAAUGUUUAAAUAUUUAGAAGGCGGUAGAGAAAAUUUGGAGUCCAGUCCGUUAGACAGGAGGGUUUUGUUGUUUAGCCACUUUAGCACUUAACACUUUUUUUGCCUGACUGCCAUUUGGUGGUGGGAACAUAUUCUUUGGUGUGUUUAUGAGAGAUUUAUGUUCAAUAGGUUUGUGGUCCUUAAAAAGUAAAACGAUGAGCUUAAAGAUUCCCUACCAAGUCUGUCAGUAUGCUUGUUUUGCUUGUGAGAUUGUUGCUUGAUCUCCCUGGUGCCUCAUUAUUUUGUCUUGUCCAUAUAAAGGACAAGACUGUUUAUGACCAUGAAACACAGACUUAAAAACUCCAACAACCACUGAAGAAAUUAGGUUUUGUUUCUGUUUUUUUCUGAUAUUGUCAAAUCUCUAGUUUUACUUAAUUGUAAACGAUCUGAUAUUGAUAGAACUACUUGAAAUGUGUAUGAUAUAUUGGUGAUGUGAUUGACAGAUCAAAGAUGAUGUAUUAAGCAAUAAAAGCACUAAUUU